This is a messenger RNA of Paramecium sonneborni, 1600 nucleotides long. The record is from the annotation of a GenBank genome assembly. Lineage: Eukaryota; Ciliophora; Oligohymenophorea; Peniculida; Parameciidae.
AUGAAACUUUAGGAAGAAAAUGAAACAAAAGAUGAAAUUUCUUUACUAAGGGAAGAAAAAGAAAGACGUAGAAUAAAGAAAUAAUGGGAAUUAAAAAUAAUGGGAAAAUGCAUAAAAUGGUUAAUUUAUGUAGAGAUAGUGGCAUUAAUAAUCUCAACUAUUAAUUACAUUUUGGUAUUAUAAAAUGUCAGCAUAUAAAGUUAGAAAAAGAAUUUCAUUAUGAAGGAAUUGUUGAAGAUAGUUGUUAAGAUUUGUAGACUUUGAAAAACAUAAAUGAAUAAAUAUUUCCAUUAUUAGAUGAAUUGAGUGUAAGAAUUCCUAAAACUUUAUCAGUACAAAAAAUAUUUCAAAAUUUUCAGAGUAAAUUUAGAAAAUGAUUGUCCUUUUGGAAUUGGUGAAUACAUAUGCACUAGUAAAAAAUGUGUUAUUUGUACAUGCAAUUCAUCAGAAGUAAUUAAAUUUAUUAUUUAAUUAGAUUCCAUCAAAUUGGUUAUCCCCAUAGUCUUGGCCUAUAAAUAAUCCAAAAGAUGAUUUUGCCUUUUGGGAUUCAGAAAGAUAUCUAUGUAAUUUUUAAAAGUAUUUUUUAAAGAACCUUCUGAAUGGAUAUGGCAUGUAGAAGAUGUUGAAAAUGAUAAGGGAGUUUAUGUUGAUUUAAAAUUAAAUCCAGAAGCUUUUACAGGAUAUUAAGGUUAACAUAUAUGGGAUGUGAUAUAUAAAGAAAAUUGCUACUAAGGUAUUUGCAUAGAUUUUUAUUAUGAGGUUCUAUAGCUGAAAUGUGUAAAGAAAAGCGAGCUUUAAAUAAAUUAAUAUCUGGAUUACAUACAUCUAUUUCAACUUAAUUAAGUGAAUUUUAUGUAGAUUUAAAGACUAAUAAGACAUAUCCAAAUUACUCAUUAUAUUUUCAAAGAGUUGGAAAUCAUCCUGAAAGAAUAAAGAAUCUCUUCUUUCUAUAUUCUGUCUUAUUUCGAGCAAUAAUUUUGGCUACUCCUGGAAUUUAAUCAUAUGACAUAAAUUCUUUAUCUUUUGAGGAUGAUUUGAGAUCAAAAUAAUUGUUAAAUCAAAUUUUAGCUUUAAGUAAUUCAUAAUGUUCAAGACCUUUUGAUGAAUAAUAAUUUUUUAAAUAAAUAACAUUUGUAAUAACUUUAAAUUUUAACAUAGGAAUAAAAAAAGGAUUAUUAGAGAUAUAUACAUAAUAUUAGUAGAAUAAUGGAUUGUGUAGAAUGCUAGAAAUGUAAAGUAUUUGGAAAAAUGUAAACAUAUGGAUUAGGAACAGCAUUAAAGAUUUUAUUUUCUGAAUCUCCAAGUGAGUUUUCUGGUAGAUUAAAGAGAAAUGAAUUAGUUGCAUUAAUAAAUACAUUUGCAAAAGUGUCAAGUUCUGUGAAUUCUAUAGAUUUAAUGUAUGAGAGAAGAGGAAAUUAUCAUUUUAAUUUAAUAAUUACAAUCAUAAUAAUAGGAAGUGUUUUAAUAUCAUUUAUGAUUGUGAUGCGUAUAUUAUAUAAGGAUUUGGACAGAAAAAUAUAAAAAAUGUUUUUAGGAAUGCCAGGAGAAGACAAAUGUGAAAAAGUUGGUGAGAAGAAAAAGCGUGAUUGAGAGAUGAACC